Messenger RNA from Diplodia corticola, 570 nucleotides. RefSeq lists its product as uncharacterized. The record is from RefSeq and is a predicted model, not a curated record. Lineage: Eukaryota; Fungi; Ascomycota; Dothideomycetes; Botryosphaeriales; Botryosphaeriaceae. Bases 1 to 570 code for a protein of 189 amino acids. The transcript has a single exon.
AUGGCUCACGUUGCUCGCCGCACGCAAACGAACGACAAUCUCGGCGCCCGGGUGGUUGAAGACGUAGGGCGAUCUCGGCGCAUCCGGAUCGACGGCGAAAAUGCUGGAAUGCGCAACCUGAGCUCGCGCGGUCGAGAUCAGAACUCAAUGGGCCGCCCCGGCGCGUCAGGAUACUCCAUGGAGGUUACCGCCCAGCCUCCGGGGACCGCCCGCCCCGGCCAGCCCAUCAGGGCCACCGUCACCAUCCGCCUCCGGCGCUCCCGCGGAGCCCCCGACAGCGAUCUCGAGGACGGCCGUCUGCUGGCCGUCGCCACCGUGGUGGCCAGGGGUGCUGACGGGGCUUACGUCCCCGUCGGCCCUGACGCCCUGACCGGGCCGAGGCUCUUCGACUCCUUCCACCCCAUUGACAACGACGCCGACGACGUGGUCGGAUACGCCCACUUCCCGGACCUCGCCAUUGGGCAGGAGGGCAUGUGCAAGAUCAGAAUCGCCCUGAUCCGAGUCACGGGCGGCCAGGGCGAGACAACCGAGAUCGUGGACACGCGGUCGAUCAUUGUCGGAAGGAAUUGA